This is a messenger RNA of Brassica napus (rape), 1264 nucleotides long. Its product is annotated as protein ORANGE-LIKE, chloroplastic. NCBI's taxonomy places the organism in Eukaryota, Viridiplantae, Streptophyta, Magnoliopsida, Brassicales, Brassicaceae. The coding region runs from base 111 to 1052 and encodes 313 amino acids. The record is from RefSeq and is a predicted model, not a curated record. Gene Ontology annotation, cellular component: chloroplast membrane. The transcript is spliced from 7 exons.
ACUCGGAGGGUUAUGAGAUAUCAGCCGAAAAAGUGUGGUAGCUUUGGCUAGUUAUCCAGAAAGGUCCUGACAACGAAAGGGAUGUCCCAACGAAAGCAUUAGCAGAGAAGAUGAUGACGACGAGCUUCUCUUCUCAUCCUCCUCCUCCUCCUACAUCAUCAACUUCCAGAUCCCUACUCCUCUUCCCUUCAUCUCACCUCAAACUCCCUCCUCGUCUUCUCUUACAUGGCCGCUCUACACUCUCCUGCUCCGCCGCCGGCACCAACAACGGACCUCCUCCCGCCGGCGACUCUGUUCCAAAUAACUUCUGUAUCAUUGAGGGAUCAGAGACGGUCCAAGACUUCGUGCAGAUGCAGCUUCAGGAGAUACAAGACAACAUUAGGAGCAGACGCAACAAGAUCUUUCUCCUCAUGGAGGAAGUCAGGAGGCUACGCGUUCAGCAACGGAUCAAGAGUGUUAAAUCCAUCAGCGAGGAUGAGAACACUGUCCUCGAGGCGACGGAGAUGCCUGAGAUCCCUUCUUCCAUUCCUUUUCUCCCUAACGUGACGCCAAAGACUUUGAAACAACUCUACUUGACCAGUGUGGCUUUGAUCUCUGGAAUCAUUUUCUUUGGUGGUUUGAUUGCGCCUAAGCUUGAGCUUAAGGUAGGACUAGGUGGAACCUCGUAUGAAGAUUUCAUAAGGAGCUUGCAUUUACCCUUGCAAUUAAGCCAAGUAGAUCCCAUUGUGGCAUCAUUUUCUGGGGGAGCGGUUGGUGUUAUUUCAACCUUGAUGCUAAUUGAAGUUAACAAUGUUAAACAACAAGAGAAGAAGAGGUGCAAGUACUGCCUUGGGACUGGAUACUUGCCAUGCGCUAAAUGUUCUGCUAGUGGUGUGUGCUUAAGCAUUGAUCCAAUAAAACGAACUAGAGCUUCGAGCCUGCUUCUGCAAGCUCCGACAACGGAAAGGUGUCUGAACUGUUCCGGCGCAGGAAAGGUGAUGUGUCCGACAUGUCUAUGCACUGGGAUGGUCACAGCUAGUGAGCACGACCCACGAUUUGACCCUUUCGACUAGAAAACGAUCUCAGUUUACUUUUCGAAUUAAGGGUUUUUGUAUGUACAUUUGUUCUUCAAAAGCCUAAGCCAAGACUCUGUACUGAAGAAAGCCAUAUAAAUGUUUACAUAGUCAAGAAAAAUAGGAUUUAUAGCUUUUUGCCAAAGCAUAGUUACAUAGUGAAGUUCAGAAAUCCCUUGACACAUUAUUUGAUAAAGCGAAUUUCUUUCAUA